CUCCCGUUCAGACAAACAGGUCACGGGAGAAGACCCAAACUCCCCCCCACUCGUCCCUCCUCCUCACACUCCCCCCUCCCCCAAUAGCCGCGAUCAGCCCAGCCGUCCGUCCAAUCGCCACCUCCGCCCCCGUCGCCCUGGGAGACCCGGGAGGGGGGCGGCCGACCUUAGCCCCACGCGCCCCCCCUAACCCCCAAGUCGGCUCCCGACGCCGACGCAGACGACGCCGCACCCGCAGGCUAACGCCAGGGCUUAGCGUCAGCCUCUGCUGGUUCCGGUUCCGACUCUGGGUCCGGCUCCUCGGCAACAGUCGCCGUUGUCGUCAACGACAACAAAGUCGCCGUUGUCAACGUCUUCCACAAGAUGGCCGCUCUUGCCAGCUCACUAAUUCGUCAAAAACGGGAAGUGAAGGACCAGCAAGCCAACCGGCAGACCAACACCAAGCGCAAGCCAUGCCCCAAGGCCAACAAGUCUCUGUGCCAGAAGCAGAUCCUCAUACUAAUAUCCAAGGUCCGGCUAUGCGGCAGUCGAGGGCGAAAACUCGAGAAAAGACCGGAGCCCCAACUAAAAGGUAUAGUGACGCGGCUCUUCUGUCGUCAUGGCUACUACCUGCAGAUGCUCCCAAAUGGCACCAUGGACGGCACAAAGGACGAAAGCAGCUCCUACUUGCUGUUCAACUUGAUUCCAGUGGGGCUGCGAAUAGUGGCAAUCCAGAGCACAAAGACUAAGCUCUACGUCGCUAUGAACAGCGAGGGAUACAUAUACGCCUCGGAACACUUUACGCCGGAGUGCAAGUUCAAGGAGUGUGUGUUUGAGAACUACUACGUCACCUACUCCUCCAUCCUGUACCGGCAGACGCAGUCGGGCCGCGCCUGGUACAUCGGCAUCAACCGAGACGGGCAGGUGAUGAAGGGCAACCGCGUGAAGAAGACCAAGGGGGCUGCUCACUUCCUGCCCAAACUUAUAGAAGUGGCCAUGUACAGAGAGCCGUCGCUGCACGAGAUCGGGGAGCAGAGCCCGCCGCGGAAGACAGCCAAGACGUCCGACUCGCCCAGCAAAAAAGACACCAAGGACCCGCCCCCUCCCCCUGCCCCGCCCCCUCCUGCCAAACUGGCUGCGGCCGCAUCCUAGCGCAGGCCAAUAGGACAAUAGAGACAUUCGAGACAGACAUUGAUUGACACACAGGGGAAACCUAUUGUGUGGACAAAAUGGGUAGUCAGAUGGGGGCAAGAGCACAGGGCACACAGAAACACACACACACACACACACAAAAUACACACACACAUAAAAUAUACACACACACACACAUACACACACACACACACACACACACACACACACACACACACACACACACACACACACACAAAUACAUAUGUACACAUGGAAGCAAUCAGCAUGAACUCCAUGCCUCUGACUUCUGAGAACAAACUACGUUGCCCAUGAUUCAAUUUUGGGGCAAAGGGAUGGGGGGGAUGGGGGGGCGGGGGUCCUGUGGGGGCCAAACUUACAUUUAAGACGACACAGAGGAGUCAAGCCUGACCGAAGUCCAAUGAUUUCAGCCCUCUGCCUCACUACACUGCUGGCCCAGUCCAGUCCAGCCCCCCCACAACAAAAAGCCCCCCCACCUCCAAUAUACUUUUUUUUAUUGACGAGCAAUAACACAGAAGACUGCUGAAGGCGUGACAUGGGAGUGAUAUCAGUCCCAGCAAUUAUCUUCCCUCCCACGAGAAAGGACAGGAAUUUAACUUAGGCUAUUUUUUGUUGGGAGUGAUUAUUGUGUUUGUUUGCUUUUACUUUUUUUUUUUCCUCAGAAACCGCUGCUCAUAAAAAGCAAUA
Molecule: messenger RNA, 1839 nt
Organism: Engraulis encrasicolus (European anchovy)
Lineage: Eukaryota; Metazoa; Chordata; Actinopteri; Clupeiformes; Engraulidae
Gene: fgf11a
Product: fibroblast growth factor 11a
Exons: 5
Coding region: 364-1131 (255 amino acids)
Biological process (GO): regulation of voltage-gated sodium channel activity
Cellular component (GO): nucleus; cytoplasm
Molecular function (GO): sodium channel regulator activity; growth factor activity
Source: RefSeq, a predicted model, not a curated record